AUGACCUCCCCCUCCUCCACCCAGCCGGCCAAACGCAUAGUCAUCCUCGGCGGCGGCAUAGCCGGUAUAUCUACCGCAUACUAUCUCUCCCACUCUCCGUCUCUGCCGUCAGGGAGUAGCAUCACCAUCAUUGAAGGGACCGACAUAGCCGCGGCCGCGUCGGGCAAGAGCGGGGGGUUUCUGGCGAAGGAUUGGCAUGGGGCCGCUACGGCGAGUCUGUCGGCCAUGAGCUAUGAGCUCCAUGCGGAGUUGGCGGGGAAGUAUGGGGGAAAAGAAAAGUGGGGGUAUAGGGUUGUGGAUACUUUGUCAAUCACUACCGAUGCUACACGGAAGACCAAGAAACAACCCCCUCUCCCUUGGCUACCACACGACGUCCACUCUUCCCGGUCCCUAGGCAGCACGAAGACGAACGCCCAAGUCCAUCCUGGACAGCUCACCAAGUUCCUAGCGGACCAAGUCCUCUUCAAACCCAACACAUCGCUGCUCAUCGGUCGAGCGAGCUCUUUGUCUACAUCCGCCUCUUCUCCACCAACGCACACCAUCAGAGUGGACACGAAAGGUAGGGAAGAGGAGGUCGAAGCGGACGUAGUUGUCAUUGCCGCCGGACCAUGGACGGGCGGGCUCGCGAAAGAUUUACUUGGAGAGAAAGUCGGCUUGAGGUUGGGUGUAGAGGGACACAGGGCGCACAGUGUGGUCAUUCGGACGAAGGAGGAGUUGUCGGCGCAUUGUUUGUUCACGAGCAUGACGAUGAAGGAUGGGUCGAUGGGCGAGCCAGAAGUGUACGCACGGCCAGAUGGUACUGCAUACAUAUGCGGAGCAGGCGAUAAUGAGCCCCUCCCUCGAACAGCAGCCGAAGUCUCCCCAUCAUCUGAUGCAAUAAGCAAGCUACACACCCAGUCCCGCGCGCUUUCGCCCCUGUUUGAUCCGGCGAACGGGGCCGAGAUCAUCGCGGAACAGGCGUGUUUCUUGCCCUUAGCAACAAGGGGGAGGCCAUUAGUGGGGAAAGUGCCCGGAAUAGAGGGCGUAUACGUCGGAUCAGGAUUGAGCUGCUGGGGUAUAACCCAAGGACCGGGAGUCGGCAAGUGCCUUGCCGAAUUGAUCCUUGAGGGAAAGGUCAAGUCGGCCGAUAUCUCCAAGCUUGCACCUUGA
Dioszegia hungarica is the source of this 1149-nucleotide messenger RNA. Its product is annotated as putative cytoplasm protein. Gene Ontology annotation, cellular component: cytoplasm; late endosome. The transcript is spliced from 5 exons. Lineage: Eukaryota; Fungi; Basidiomycota; Tremellomycetes; Tremellales; Bulleribasidiaceae. Gene Ontology annotation, molecular function: oxidoreductase activity. Gene Ontology annotation, biological process: retrograde transport, endosome to Golgi. The coding region runs from base 1 to 1149 and encodes 382 amino acids. The record is from RefSeq and is a predicted model, not a curated record.